CAAUACCUCUACCUCACGGUCUUUACGAUCUGCAGUACGACUGGACCAUCUCUUUCGUUUCCUGACGCAGUGUCGACAUGCCGGUGUUGGCUCCUCCAAUCACACCCAUCGAGCCAGAUAUAUUCGACGACGAUGAUGAGGGAUGGCAAGACAUGCCGGUCGUCCGAGAGGCGGAUGAGUUCGCCGGCGGGCUGGACGAGGAGGACCAGAAGAAGUACAAGUACGUCCCAACCGCAAAGAAAGACUCCGUAGCCGGGAAGCAGAUCGGCAAUGCGACCGGGAACGUCUUGGAUGUCGACUUCGAAGGGCAGGAGUGGAGAGCUAAGGUCGACCAGAAUGAAGGCGAGUACACUCGGAUACGAUUGAAUGAGGAGGACGAGUCGGACGAGGUGCACAUGCGGACGAAGUAUCUCUUCGAUGAGGACAAGGCUAUGACCCCGCUCAGCCAGAUGCAAGCUACGAAGGACCUUCUAACAGAGGCGCAGCGUAUAGCCUACGUUGGUCUCUGCGCGCUCACUAGUCGCGAGAUGUCCGACCAGCUCAGGGUCCUCAAUCGGAAAGAGCUGAAGAAGGCUAUCGAGAGCAUGGAGCUGUGGGCUUUGAAGAUCAUGGGUCGGUUAUAUUACCAUAUGGAACUUCUGACUGAAGAACAGAAGAUGAUUGACAGUCUCGCUAUGCACGGAAUCCAAGCCAAAGAUCUCGUGCCUGCUCUUAUGACUACCCACACAGUCGCCAACCCUGAAUACGACCCAGUUGAGGCGCAGCGACAAGCCGACGAACAUCUAACCGCUGAGAUGGCGAAGCUGGAUGCGAUGGAGGGCGAGUCCGCAGACGUCUCAGACUCGCUAGCCACCACACCAAAGGCGGCGACGGCCAGUCCUGAACAGCAUGACACGCAUAAACUUGCGCAGACAACUGUGAAAAUCUUGGAGGAUACUUCGGAGACUGUCCCCGGAGUCAGCACGCAUCUGUCUGUCGCGGACAAGAAUGUCACACUCGAUAUCCGGUGGACUGUGCUCUGCGACCUCUUCCUUGUACUCAUUGCCGAUAGCGUGUACGAUGCGCGCUCUCGUGUGCUGCUAGAGAACGUGGCGCUCAAGCUUGGACUCGGCUGGCUGGACGUCGUGAAGUUCGAGCGACGGGUUACCGAGGCGCUUGAGAUUGAAGAAAGCAUCGAGACGCUCGAGGAGCAGGAUGUUAUCAAGGGCGUGCAGAAGGCUACUAGGAGGCGUCGGUUCAUGAUGCUCGGCUUGGCUACACUAGGCGGCGGUCUUGUCAUCGGGCUGUCGGCAGGUCUUCUUGCGCCUGUCAUCGGCGCAGGUCUUGGAGCGGCCUUUACGACCAUUGGAAUCACUGGUACAACUGGUUUCCUGGCGGGGACUGCUGGAGCAGCUGUCAUCACCACCGGCGGUGUCCUCACCGGAUCAGGAUUGGCCGCCCACGGAAUGUCCAACAGAACCAGAUACGUGCGGACAUUCGAGAUUCUCCCGCUGCACAACAACAAGCGCGUGAAUUGUAUCCUCACAGUCCCUGGAUUCAUGAACGGUCCUUAUGAUGACGUUCGCCUACCCUUCAGUGUCCUGGAUCCUGUUGUCGGUGACGUCUUCAGUGUCCUCUGGGAGCCGGAGAUGAUUCGAGAAACCGGAAGUGCACUCAAGAUCCUGACGAGCGAAGUCCUGACGCAAUUGGCCCAAACUGCACUGCAAGCUACCGUGAUGACAGCAUUGAUGAGUGCUCUACAGUGGCCGAUCAUUCUGACGAAGCUGGGCUACCUCAUCGACAAUCCAUGGUCAAAUGCGCUCGAUCGAGCCAAAUCUGCGGGACUCGUUCUCGCCGACGUGCUCAUCCGCCGACACCUCGGUGUGCGUCCCAUCACCCUAAUUGGAUUCUCACUCGGUUCUCGAGUCAUCUUCUACGCGCUGCUAGAGCUCGCGAAGCACAAGCACUUCGGUAUCGUACAGGACGUCAUCCUCUUGGGCGCGACCGUCACUGCGCCUCAGCGUACAUGGAUCGAAGUGCGAUCAGUCGUCUCCGGUCGCUUCGUCAACUGCUAUGCACGCAAUGACUGGGUGCUGAACUAUCUGUUCCGCGCCACUGCGGGUAGCUUGAACACGGUCGCGGGCUUGCGGCCAGUGGAGAACGUCCCUGGAGUGGAGAACAACGAUGUCACGGACAAGAUCGCUGGACACAUGAGCUAUCGAACGUUCAUGCCGCUAAUCCUGGAUCAGCUUGGUUUUCCCGUCUCUGCAGACUACUUUGAUGAGCCAGUGGAGCCCGACUUCGAGGGUGAGCGGAUCGUGGUCCGGGAGGGCGAGGAAGAGACGAAGAAGCGCGGCUGGUUCUCCCGAAAGAAGAGAAACUCGACUGAGCAUCCGCGCACCUCGCGCCCACCGUCGGUAUCGGCAGGCUCCCCCCAGAAACAGCAACGAUUAUCGCAAUCCAGCAAUGGCGAUGAUGAUCUGCCACCGCGAGAGACAGUGGCUGUCCCGGCACCCUCGGCACCCAAUCCAUCCGCCGUCGACGUUCCUCUGCCCCCUACGCCCGCUGCCGAGUCCGCUGCCCCUACGGGAGAGGCGGAAGGCGAUGUGUCAAGUGCUCUCCCAGUCACAGCAGGGUUCAACUUCGCGGCCAUUAAGGAGGUCAUAGGCAAGGACGCUGACCCAUCAGAAUUGCAAUUCUCAGCCCCAAAUCGAUUCCCCGCACCCCGCAUCCACGAACCUACACUACGCUCAGAAAGCGUUCCUCUUCCUUCCCCAGUACCGAGUUCACCCGACGCCACUCCUACCAUGCGCACCUCCCUUGAUGUGAGGCAAGUGGAGAGCCAGCCGGUAGCAGGCCCGAGUUCAUACGACCGUCGUGAACCCCAUCAACGGUCACAUUCCUUCGACUCAGCUCUUGACGGAGACGAUGGUGACGUUUCGUCGCAAUUAUCCGGGCAGUCCUCGCGAGGGGCUGAGGGACCUGCUUACGGUUCAGUUGCUGCAACCAGUAGCUCAUUUUGGCCGUCUGAGCCGAUAGAGACUACGCCGACAUUCAAUGCGUUCGGUGCCUACAAGCCGGCUUUCGGACAAAGCACGCCACUGUCGAGAGGCAACAUGACGUUUGGCGCCCCGGCGUCCGCCCCGUUCGAUCCCUUGGCCUCUUCACCACUCACCCGCAAUCCAUUCGCCUCACCUCCAGGAGACUCACAACUGUCGUUUGGUGGUAUUGACGGCUCUAUCACCCACUCGCCAUCACCCCGAACGUGGGUAGGGAGCCGUGGGACUUCACUCCUAGCGUGUUCAGCGGCGACGGGCGGAAGAAAGGCGCAAGCACGCUUGACCUGAACCCAUGGCAAAGCUAAGACAGA
Messenger RNA from Fomitopsis serialis, 3349 nucleotides. RefSeq lists its product as uncharacterized. The transcript has 6 exons. NCBI's taxonomy places the organism in Eukaryota, Fungi, Basidiomycota, Agaricomycetes, Polyporales, Fomitopsidaceae. The coding region runs from base 78 to 3326 and encodes 1082 amino acids. The record is from RefSeq and is a predicted model, not a curated record.